AUGCUUCCUUUUCCCAUAAACGCUGGCGGGUAUGUUAACCUACUAGCUUCCCAAACCAGUGAAAACACCCACGUAGAGUCUCCCCCCGUCCCUAAACCACUGGAAAGGAGGAAGUGGUCACCAAAGGAAGACAUCGUGCUGAUCAGUGCAUGGUUGAACACCAGCAAGGAUCCGAUUGUCAGCACCGACCAGAAGUGUAAGCAGAGGUGGGGGAGAUUGAACGAGCAAGUCUGCAGGUUUGUGGGAUGUCAUGAGGCCGCGUUGAAGGAGCAAGCAAGUGGCCAAAACGAAAAUGAUGUCAUGAAGGCUGCUCAUGACAUCUUCUUAAAUGACUACGGGUCCAAGUUCGGGCUUGAACAUGCGUGGAGGGAACUUCGGUAUGAUCAGAAGUGGAAAUCAAACUCCAAAGAUGGUGCAAAGGACAAAAGGAAGGAAGCUGCGGAGGUGGAACCUGAGUUCGAAGAGGUUAGGCCUCCUGGUGUUAAAGCAGCCAAACGCAAGAAGCGUGGCAAUGAAGCUUAUGAUCAGUUACAGACAAUGCUAGGGGUGAAAGAUGCCAUAUCGAAACGGAGACUCCUUGAGCGUCUCCUUGCAAGAAAAGAUCCACUUUCUGAUACAGAAAUGGUUCUGAAGGACAAACUCGUUUCUGAAUUGGUUGUCACGGGCUUCUCAACUGGCUUCUACCUAUCAACUGUCUUCUCAACUGGCUUCUCUACUGCCUUUGUUUAA
This is a messenger RNA of Raphanus sativus (radish), 729 nucleotides long. RefSeq names its product glutathione S-transferase T2-like. NCBI's taxonomy places the organism in Eukaryota, Viridiplantae, Streptophyta, Magnoliopsida, Brassicales, Brassicaceae. The coding region runs from base 1 to 729 and encodes 242 amino acids. The record is from RefSeq and is a predicted model, not a curated record. The transcript has 3 exons.